AUGCAUCUGAAGCGAGGGGUUGGCGUGGUGCUGGCGAGCCUGUUGCUCCUGACGACGGUGAGCCCGGUGUGGGCGCGGCGCGGCGGUGGUUUCGGGCGUAUGGGCGGCGGCAUGCGUAGCGGCGGCGGGGGCUGGGGUGGCGGAGGCGUACGCAGCGGAGGGGCCUGGGGGGGUCAACCCGCCCAGAGCUCCGGCUCCAGCGCGGGCAAGAUGGCGGGCGCGGCCGCCGCGGGGGCACUAGGGGGCGCCGUGCUCGGCUCCAUGGUCCGCCCCGGAUACGGCGGCGGAUACGGCGGCGGCUACGGUUACGGAGGUGGCUUCGGAGGCGGCUACGGCGGAGGCUACCCCAGGUACGGAGGCGGGUACGGCAGCAGGGGCGGCUACGCAGCAUCGGGCACCGGCGGCUACGUGGACGGAGAGUUCCGGAACGAGACGGAUAUGGAAUACUACAUGAGCGGCGCGACCGACUCCAGAGCGUCCCUGGCGUGCAACAUCCUGCUGGGGUCAGCGCUCUCCUUCCUCAUCGGACACUGGGCACUGUGA
Molecule: messenger RNA, 543 nt
Organism: Sardina pilchardus (European sardine)
Lineage: Eukaryota; Metazoa; Chordata; Actinopteri; Clupeiformes; Clupeidae
Gene: prnpa
Product: prion protein a (Kanno blood group)
Exons: 1
Coding region: 1-543 (180 amino acids)
Source: RefSeq, a predicted model, not a curated record